Molecule: messenger RNA, 8614 nt
Organism: Anguilla anguilla (European eel)
Lineage: Eukaryota; Metazoa; Chordata; Actinopteri; Anguilliformes; Anguillidae
Product: basic helix-loop-helix domain-containing protein USF3
Exons: 8
Coding region: 1476-7979 (2167 amino acids)
Molecular function (GO): protein dimerization activity
Source: RefSeq, a predicted model, not a curated record
UGAUGCACAUAAAUAAGGUUUUGAGCCCCUGUACUGUUUCUGGAAGUACUGAGGCGCUCUUUUGUUUACUAGCUAACUAGUUUCUAUGGUGGUUGCUCGCUAGUUAGCCUGAUCUGCAGGUAACGGUAGUUCGCUAAAUAGCUAGCUGUGAGUGGAAGUAAAAAUAGUCAUGCUGUGAACUCAUAUUUUAAUUAUGUGGUUUUCAUGUUGGUUUUUGUUUCUAGGUAGUGAAGUUUAUAUUGUAUUGGGCAGUUAAAGUACCUGCGAAUCGUUUAUGUCAGCUUCAGAACUUAACGUACUUUAGCUUCCUAGCUAGCUAAUAUCAAAACAGAGAUGUGCUGUUUGUGUAGCUAGCUAUGUGCUUUCAUGAUUUAAUUGAAUUGAGCUAAGGUUAGCUUGAUGCCUAUAAUAUUAUGAAUAGAUACAAUCGUUAAAUAGAUUUAGUCCGAUAUUCCGGUGUAAUAUAUAACUAACGAGAGAAUUUGAACAAUGUUGUGUCUGAAUUCUGCAGCCAAGGAACACAGCAAUUGUUUACAUGCAUGCCAAAUAAUAACGUUAAGCAGCAAGUUACUUGACUAUGAGUAUUAAUUCACGUCUAGUCUAAUGUCAACUAUUUAACGUUACCUUGCUCAGUAUUUUGGAUACAUUUAGAAUUUCGUUUGUCGAACAAACUGCCAGAAACGAGCAUUAAGCGCAAAAGUAAUAUCUUGCUAGCUGUGGAGUAAGUUAAUUAAUAGAAGUAUCUCCUGAAGUGAGUGGUUUAACGUUAUUUUAAUAUUAUUUUAUUUUAUCGCCUUUCUGCAUGGACAUAAAGAGGCAGUGGAUUAUACGCAUACAUUAUUAGAUUUAGAUUAAUAUUAAAUGAUUAUUGUUCUCAAAAUAGCUAAUGUUUCGUGUAUCAACGUGUGGUGAUGUCGAAUUUGUGAUGGAUAACUAGUUAGCUCUCUACAUAGUCUACCUAAUUGUUCUCGAAUAGCUAGACUGUCUGUAAUAGCUGUCUGUUACGAUGCUGUGGUAUCAAUAUGCUGUCCAGCUAUGUUACCCGCGUUACAAAUGCGUCCCGUAUGACGUGAAUGGCAACAAGCAGCCAUAAACUGACAUACCGUGAGAUAAUAUAGCGGUUAUUGUAGCUUCAAAUGGACAAAAGUGAUGUACACUCAGGAAAAAACUCGACAACGUCUCUUUUCAAAUAUAAAGCCGUAGUUACUCACAAACAUCCACGGAGCCUAGUUUUUGCUGGGUUUCAUAGAAAACGACUUGAUAUUAACUACACCAACUCUAUAUCUAAUCAUAGCCUUAACCAAAGCCAGUAUUCUGUGGCACACUGUCAACGACGAAAGCAUGCAGCUCUGUGGAUGAUUGUUGAAAGGGGUGGGGCCCAAAGACCUGCCCAGUGGGCAUGGUGACAGUGUGCGUCACCAGGCUCCAUAUGCACUGGACUCACCUGGAGCUGAGAGACGAGUGCACAUAUCAGAAUGCCAGAGAUAACAAAGAAGCAGACCCCCGCCCACAAACCUCAGCGCAGGAAGAAGAACAAGGAAAGUCACAAUGCAGUUGAGAGGCAUCGGAAGACGAAAAUUAACGCUGGAAUCAAUCGCAUUGGAGAACUGCUGCCUUGCUCGCCAGCCUUGAAGCAGAGUAAAAACAUGAUUCUGGACCAGGCCCUUCGCUACAUCAUACAGCUCAAGCAGCAGAAUGAUAUUCUCCUGCUCAAUGGAGGAGACCGAGUACAAGCGGAGGAGAUUUGCUGUUUGCGGCGGCAGCUGGAGGAGCUGCGUAAGGAGAGCGCUCACUACAUGGAGCUGCUGAAGGCCAACGGCAUCAGCUUCCUCAACGACCCCACCGUGCACUGGAAGGGCAAGCUGCGCUGCGCCAAGGUGGCCAAAGUCACGCCCACCCACCUGGUGCCCGACGGCAUCAUCGUCUACUCCAACGGGAACGUGGUGUGCCCGGCCGCGGAGGACCAGUCCACGCACAGCCCCACCCUGGAUGUGAGGAAGCAGCCGGCGGAGGCCCUGGUGAUCCAGUCCCGCUGUGACGUCACGGCGGGCGUCGGGCCGAAAUUGUGCCCCAACGGGUCCGUGCUACGGGACUCGCCAGCGUCUUCGGCCCCACAGGUCCUGCUGGGGGCCAGCCUUGUCCCCCCAGUGUGCAUGCCUAGUGUCAGGCUGGUGGAGCAGCAGCAGCCAGCCAAGGCGCAUCCAGUCACAACGCUGGCCCCUUCCCUGUCCUACAUCGCCAUUCAGGGUCCGUGCCCCCUCCCUGCAAACAGCAGCGCCGUUCAGCCCCCUGUGUCCACCCCCACACCAAGUCCUGCGGCCAUACCCGGCCAGCCAGCCUCCCUCCCCCCGGCCCUUACACAGGCUGCUACGGCGGGUGCCCCUAAUCCCCCCAGUGGCGUGAACAGAUCUGUGAGCUACGUACCGAGCUCGAGCGCACCCUCACCAACCGUUGCCCCUCUGGCCUUCCACAUCAGUACGGCAGGGAGCACUCAGACCACCUGGACCACACUGCAACUGGACGGGAACUCCCAGCCCGUCUGUCACCCAGCCCCCACCCAAACACCUGCUCUCACCCCCGCGCCUGCCCUUGCCCCUGCCCCUGCCCUCAGUAUCAGAAGCUCCGCAGUGUCUUAUAGUGGACUGCAGGGGACAUCUCUAUGCUCCCCUGUAGCUAAGUCUUCAAUUCAGCCUGUUCUUGCUUCUCCCCAAGUCCAGGCACCACCUAUACCCUUGCCCCAAGCGCCCCCUUCAUCACUGUCCCAGUCUGCCUUUUCUCCUCCCCAAGUCCAGGCGCAACCCCUGGCCCCACCCGUACCCCUGCCCCGAUCCCCCCCUCCACCGCAGUCCCAGUCUGCCGUUUUUCCUGUGCUGCAGGUGCUGCAGGUGAAGAGCGCCCCAGCCCCUGCCGUCCCCCAGACCCCCAACAAACCGAACGUGUUCAUCCUGCAGCCGGUCAAUCCUUGCCAACCAACGGCUGUGGCCGGGAGCAGCCUGCCCAGUCAGAACCCGUGUCAGCAUAUUGUCAUCAUUCAAGCACCCAAUCAGAACCCUGUUCCACCGACCUCCCAGGGCAACGCGGGACCGGCUGCGGUCUCUCCAGCUGACCAGACUAGCACUUACAGUGUGGUAGCUGGCGGUGGCAGCGGCGUACAGACCGUGGGGGGGAAGCAGCUGGUGCACAUCCUCCCCCGGCCGCUGACGUCUGCGCAGACGUCCCAGACGUUCACAGUGAGUGGGCAGGUGUUUUCCUUGCAGGCUGUGAAGCCUCACGGCGGGGCAGGGGCAGCAGCUCAGACCCCGCUGCAGAUCGUCCAGCCCACGACCAGGGAGGAUCCCAACGUCAACAUCACCCUGCACUCCCUGGGAGCUCUGGCUAAUCUCAAUCAGAGUAUCUCGCACGUCCCUGGCCAGAGCCAGGCCCCGCCCCCUGCGCCUGCACCGCCUGCCGUGCCCGUUGCCCCGGAAACCGUGAACUGCAGCUCCCCGGCUGGGCCGACCAGAUCGGCCCCUUUGGCUUUAGCACCAGCGGGUGGCGCCGCAACGGUCCUUCCCAGGAAGGCCUGUGCCUCGCCCAGAACCAAGCGCGCUGGCACCAAGGUCAGCACAGCCCAGAAAACGAUAUCUAAACUGGGAGGCCCCGCCCUUCAGCCCGCUAAGUCCGCUGGGAAACAGGCGCCUGCCAUUUCAACAAAGACUGGGGAAAUUUCCAUGUUCCCUCCUACAGAACUGGCUGCAGCAUCAAAGCUGUCCUGUCUAGCCUCCAAGGCCAUAGAACCCUCCCACACUGCCACAGACGUUACAGCCAGUUCAUCGGUGACUGGGCCCACAGUGAGCAGCGUCUGUUCCACAGUGAUUGGACCCAAAACAUGUAGUGGCAGUUCCAUAGUAAGUAGUGUUAGCUCUAUAGCUACUAGUGCCACGUCCAAAAUGACUGUACCCACAGCCACUGUUGACACCUCCACAGUGACUGGACCCACAACCACUAGUGUUACUUCCACAGUGAAUGGACCAAAAGCCACUACUGUCAGUUCCACAGUCACUGCACCUACAGCCACUCAUAUCGGUUCCACGGUGCCUGGAUCGACAGUUAGUAGUGUCAGGUCCGUUGUAGCUAGUGGCAGUUCCACAGUAGUUGGACCUAGAGUAAGUAAUAGUGGUUCCUCGGCCAUUAUUGUCAGAUCCACAGAGUCCGUCCCCACAGCCAAUAUUGUCAGUUCAACAGAGACUAGACCCACAGCCACUAGUGUCAGUUUCACAGCGCCUGAAGUCAGAGCAAGUGGUGUCAGUACCACAGCUAACAGUGUUGGUACCACAGGCCACAGGAUAACGGCUUCUCCGCAAGUUGUUUUUGUCACAACCGAGUCCAGUCGGCCAGCAGACCUCCAGGAUUCCCUGUCUGUCUCCCUGCCCCCCACCCCAGCGCCUUCCACCUUUGUCUCGGCCUCGCCCUCAGUGUCAGCCCCCCUCUCCCACAUGUCAGAGUGCACAAGGCCCCCAUCUCGCCAGCAUGGUCCUGUCCUUUCCACCACUGCACCUGACUCCACCCUUAUGGAGACCAAAACCACCAAGUUGAGCAUGGAGAGGGAUCUCAGGGAGGCGGACAUGGGAGGACACGCCCUUCCCAGGAAGGAUCCCUCGCUGCAGCAGGCGUGUGUGCUGGACCAGGAUGCACUGGGACAGCCCCUGGGCGCCAACGCCUGCGGAGGUAGUCGCGGGUUCUCCAUCGCCUCCAUGCUCCCCGUGGGCCACGUGGUCAGCACUUCGUCUUCUGCCUUUGGGACCUUCACCUUCACUUCAGAGCAGACCGAGAUCCUUGCCCUGGCCGCGAGGGCCUUCUUCGAGCAGGAUGGCCCAGGGACGAGCAAGGGAAGCAGCUGCAGCUCGCACACCCCUGCUCCUGCUGGCUGGGAGGUCCCCAAACUUCCACAGAGCUCCCAUCGCAAGGACAGGGCCUCUGGAUCACAGGCAAAGCACACCGAUGUUCUGACGGGAUCCAGCCUUCCGGUGUCUCUCCGAGUUCAGCCUGUGGUGGGUACCACAAGUGGGCCGGUUGGAUCCAGGAACCCUCUGUCCCUGUCCUACAGCUCGGCACCGCACUCUCAGUCUCAGCCUCCCCAUUCGCAGGGCACGCAGUCGCAGCCCUCCCAGGCGCAGACGCAGCCCACGCAGUCGCAGUCCGCGCAGCUGCAGUCCACCGCUGUGGGCAGUCUCAGCGUUAAUAAUCUGAUCAGGCCGCUCAGCUCCGGGCAGCAGCCCUACGCCUGCUCCCCCGGUCACGCCCAGCAGCAGGGCUCCGUCCCGUCGCCCAUAGCGACCGCCGUGCCCGUGGUGCAGUCCCCGGCCCCCCUGCUCCCGCCGUGUCCGGAGUACACGCCGCUCAAGAGCGCUCUUUUGAGGUCGCAUGGGGCAGAGCACCACCUGAAGGACAUGUCCAAGCGCCCUGCCCCCGAGGACACCCUACUCCCUAGCGGCAAGCGCCCCAAGACCUGCUCCGCCCCCAACAUGACUCAGAUGGACAUGAAAGCUGCGCCGCCUGACCACACCCAGAUGAUGGUCAGUUCCAGUAGCAGCAGCUCCUCCAUGUCCGGUGGGCGGGGCUAUCCUUCCGAUGGACUCGGGGGCCUCUUCCCUGGCAACAGCUACACGAGCUCUGUGCUGAAAGCGGUAGAGGGCCACUGUGCCCCUCAAGGGCCCUCCCAUGAGCAGAGUCACUCCCAGCACAUCCCCCACCCACCUGGGCACCACCUGCCCAUGGGUAAUCCCUACCUGAAGCAGCAGCAGCAGCAGCAGCAGCAGCAACAGCAGCAGCAACAACAGGGCCAGAGACAUCACCUUUACCAGCUGCAACAUCACCUGACACAGCCGGACCCAGGACAACAGCUCCACGGCAUCCAUCAAAGGACACUGCAGCAGGAUCAGCACAGUCAGAAGAAAAGGGGCUUGGUGCAGAGGGGCCAACCGGGGGCCCCUAUGGGUCUGCCACAGAAAGCGCAUCACGUGGACAAGAGCAGAGAGCAGCAGCAACAGCAGCAGCAGCAGCAACAGCAACAGCAACAACAGCAACAGCAGCAGCAACAGCAACAGCAGCAGCAACAGCAACAUCAGCAGCAGAGUUCCCACUCGCGGCACCAGCACAUCCAGCACAUCCAGCAGCAGCAGUUCGGCACUCGUCCCCAAGAGAAGGGCUGCGAGGCUCAGCCGGCGGCGAGCCGCGGUCUCCACGGCAGCCACCUGGGCCAGGAGCGGCAGGCGGGCCAGAACCACGGCGCCCUGCAGCGGCUCAUGAGCUCCCGCACCCUGGAGCAGCUGACCUCGCAGCCGGGGGGCGCCGUGUCGCGCCCCUCCGACAUCACGUGCACCCCGUCCCGGCAGGAGCGCCACCGCAUCUCCAGCUACUCGGCCGAGGCGCUCAUCGGGAAGUCCACCUCCAGCGUGGACCAGCGCAUGGGGCUGCCCCUGCAGGCGGCGCGCGCGUCGCAGGACCAGGCCGACCUGCACACCUACCUGGACGCUUCCAGGGGGAAGGGCAUCGUGGGCCACAACGCCCAGGGCCACUCGGGGCCCCAGAACGUCUCGCGCGGCGGCCCCGCGGGGCAGCACCAGCUCGGCGGCUUCGAGGUGCAGGUGUCCCGCGGGAGCGACAUGGGCCACAAGCCCGCUCCCCCGUCCCACAGGGGCCUGCAGGCGCAGGGUAUCAGGAUGGGGCUGGGCUCGGGGGUGGAGCGGCAGCCACGGGGGGUGUUCCCCGGGGCACAGGGCGUGCCCAUGGGAGCGGGGCACCGGGAGCAGGAGAGCUGCCACCAGAGUUUCAUGCAGAGUCUCCUGGUGCCCCACUUGCCUGAGCAGUUGGGCCACCAAAGCGUGGCGCAGUGCUGCCCCCCAGUCAGCAUGGAGUACAGCUGUGGGUCGGGCGGGUCGAGCGCGGACCUGCAGGCCAAGGCGGGCAGUCCCAGUGUGCCGCCCGCCCAGAAAACCCCCAACAUGCACAUGAGCGAGGGGAACAAAGGACACCUCAACCCGCAGGUCAGUACCAACAUGCAGGGACCCGGAGUACGAGGAGGACUGCCCCCGCACCCCUCCACGGCCCAGAGCAGCUCCGAACCGGGGCGUGCCCCUGCGCGCCCCGCCAACUCUGUCGGUCAGCGCGGACGCCAUCCUGCGCAGGAUGUCCAGGGUGGCAAAAUGCGCCCCGGGGACCGAGGGAGGUCUGGAGCGCUGCGUUCGGGGAACCCCUUCGAGCCCGACGGGCACCUGCCCUUGCCCGCGGGUGGUGGCAUGCUGCUGGAACGUCAGCAGGCGGGCGGGGAGGCCAAGCGGGGCAGCAUCGUGCGCUUCAUGGCUGACGGUGCCCAGGUGAGCGGGGACAACCUGGUGUCCGAUCAGCACCUGGGGCAGAACUUCGGCUUCUCCUUCAUCCCCGAGGGAGGGAUGAACCCCCCGCCCAUCAACGCCAGCCCCUCCUUCAUCCCGCCGGUCACGCAGCCCAGCGCCCCCCGCACGCCCGCCAUCCUGCCCGUGGAGCCCCAGAACACCCUGCCCUCCUUCUACCCCUCCUACUCCCCGGCGGCCCACCCCAGCCUGCCAAGCGACAUUCCCCUGCAGUACUUCUCCAACCAGAUGUUCACCAGCCCCGGCGCGGACAAGAGCAGCGGCGCGCCCCUCAACAACCGCUUCGGCUCCAUCCUGUCCCCGCCGCGGCCCGUGGGCUUCGCGCAGGCCAGCUUCCCCCUGCUCCCCGACAUGCCCCCCAUGCCCAUCGCCAAUUCCUCCGGCAUCACCCCUCACCUGUCCAACUUCAACCUGACCUCGCUCUUCCCUGAGAUCGCCACGGCCAUGCCCCCCGACGGCACGGCCAUGCCUAUGUCCCCGCUGCUGUCGCUCGCCAACACUUCCUCCGCCGACUCCGGCAAGCAGACCAACCGCCCUGCCCACAAUAUCAGCCACAUACUGGGGCACGAUGGGAGUUCUGCCGUCUGACCGCUCCCUGACUCCCACACUGUGCCCCUGCCACAGCUGUGAGGCGCUGUGUCUUCACCGAUUAUUCGGUCUCAAGAGAAGGAGUUUUGGGACACGUCAACUGCUCAGCAGUGCCUCAUUGACCAUAAAACACAGGUGAUAACCCGGUAUCUGAUACCAUGGUAACCUUAGGUCAUAACAUGGCGUCGUCUGCACUUCUGACCUCUUUAGUGGUGGCAUGUGAUCUUUUUGUUGCUGUUAUUCAUGUAUUUAUUGGUCUCUGCACAGCUGAGAAUCGCUCUCCGUUGGUGUCUGAUCUGGAGAUGGGCCUGGGUUUGUUCUGAUAUGUACCGCUUUUUGACUUCUCAAAGAGGACAACUGCUUGACUCCCCGAGGAUAGGGACAAAAGCACAAAACAGACUAUUUUAGCUGAACGAUAAUGCUAUCAGGGUGAAUUUUAAAUACUUUUUCUGUUGGAAGUAAAUAUUUCUUAUUUAUAAGAAUUGUCAUCAUCAUAUGUAGAUAAUUGUAAAUGUGUAAAAAGCUGAUUAUUAAAGGUUUUUCUGAUUUAAAAUGAAUUGUAUGGACUGUAAUUAAAUGGACAACCAACAUGACAAUGGUGGCACUUAAAAACUAUUUUGCAUAGUUGUCAUGUU